AUGAAUACCUUGAAGCUGCUGUACUGGAAACUACGAGCUUCAUGUCUCCAUGAGGAGAAAUUAUUGAACUACUGCAAGCGGCUGGAAAAGGACACACAGUUUCUAACGAAUGAAGGGACGCUCAAUGAAAAACUGGUGGACAGAAUAGUUCUUCAUCUGUAUAGAAUCUAUCCCCAAAUUCUGAAUAAUACAGAAGCUGAAAUGUUCAGAAAUAUAAAUACUCCACUGUGUGUAAGAAUAUCUGAGCUCCUCCUUCAUCUGCAGAGCAAAAGCAACAGAGCAUGUAAGGAAUUUUACAAUGCUUUGGAGAUAAAUGAUGCGCACAUCUACAAAAACCUACCAAGCAAAUCCCUGGCCAGAACAAUAAGACCAUUGGGAAUGGAUAUGUACAAUAGAGAGAAAUACGUACUCAAUGGCAGGGGUCCUGUGUUUUUUCUGGCUUGUUUUAGUAUGGCAGCAGGAUUGGCUUUCCUGCUGUAUUAUUGUAAAGAAGAUAUUAAAUUUGAAAGUGCUGCUAAGAAGAUCAUAGGUUUCUCUUCUCUUGGUGUUGGAAGACGAGCUAGAAGGUACUUGUUAGCAUACAUUGAAGACCAGUCAAAGAGGAACUAAAGAAAGGGCAGCAGUUCAGCAACUAGCCUGCCUGCCUUAUCAACAAAUGACGGAGAAUACAUAUACUUUUUUUUAAAAGGAUGGUUCUUCUAUCAAAACCAAAGACAGCCAUAUUUAUCUAUUUGUAUUCCAAGAAAGAACUGCAAAGAUGCUCUGAAGGAUGACAGACUAUAUUUUACAAAUGAGGGAGGUCUCUAUGAAACCUUGUUAAAUCAGAUUAUUAUUUAUUUGACUAAAACAGAGCCUCCUGUUUUGAACAGUGGAGAAUACAACAGGUUACAAAACCCUUAAAUGGAAAGACACAGUCGUGCAGCCACACUUCUUGAUUUAUUGUCACGAAAAGGUGAAGAAAGCUGUAAUCUUUUCUAUACAGCAUUGAAACAGUAUGAUUCAUAUCUGUACGAACAGCUUCCAAGCCAAAGAAAGACAGGUAAUGAAUUUAAUUAUGCCAAUAAGCAAAACUCAUCAAAAAUUGAAAAGAAAUGUCAAGCUCUGCAUAAAGAAGGUACUAGAGUUUGUGCUUUUGUUUGGGAGUUUGUAAGUUCAUGGUAGUUUGACACAAUUUCUGUGCAUUUCUAACAAUCACACUGAUUAGUCCUUUGCUUUGUCAAUUGUCUUUAGAAGUAUAUAGUAGACUGCAUUGUCUCUCAUAGGCUUUUCAGUCUGUAGCAUCAAUUCAUAAUUGGUAUUUCCACAAAGCAUGCAUUGGAACAGUGGCUUAAUACUGAUUUUCAAUGCAAAAAAUGCAAUAAAUUCACAGUUAAAUAAUUUGUUAUGCCUUGUCUUCCACAGAUUCUUUUAUGCAGUGAUUCCUCUGCCAACAAUUUUAAAAUCAUGCAUCGAUGUAGUCCUUCUUCCUGCAGAGGACAAGAGAAUAAGUGUUUCCUGCACUUGUACAAGUUCUAAACUUAAAUUUAUGCUCAAAAUAUUAGGUGCAGUGAGACCAAAUGCUGUCACAUUUUUUGUGCUUUAUACUGAUUUUUUUUAAAAUUUAAAUUGUUGGUUUUUUUGUCACUCGGAUUUGCUGUCUACUUUUUUGUAUCUUCUCAUAUUUAUGAAAAUAUUAUGUAAAAAUGCAGAGCUUCCAUAAUCGGAUUUCUUAAAUAUGCUUUGCUUAAUGUUCAUAAGGGACUGUUUGAUAGCUACAAAAUUUAAUUUUAGUAUGUAAAGAUGGAUUUAAAGAAGGAGGAUACAGUAAGUCGUAUGCUUUCCUUCAAACCACAAAAGAUUCCACUGAGUUUUAAAUUCUGGCGUAUGUUAAUGAGAGUGAUAGAAAGUUUUAACUGAGGAACCAGCUAGCAAGUUAGAUGUAAAAACUGUUAUAAAGUUUGGUUUAACUUACUGGUGAUGCUGUUUCAAGAAAUUCCAAGUCAUUUUGCCAUGUCCAUAAGAUGUAGGAGCAGGAGUAGGCCAUUCGGCCCAUUGAGCCUGUUCUGCCAUUCAAUGAGAUGGUGGCUGUUUGGAUAAUGCUCCACUCUUCUGCCCUUUCUCCAUAACCUUUGAUUCCCAUAGUGAUCACAAAACUGUCUACCUCAGCUUUGGGUAUAUUUAACAAUCCAGCGUCUAUAGCCCUCUACAGUAAAUUCCACAAAUUCAUUACACUCCAAGAGAACAAAUUCUUCCUCGUCUCUGAUGAUUAUUGCCUCUGGUUCUAAACUUUCCCACAAAGGGAAGGAACCUUUCUGUAUCCAAUCGGUGAAGCUCCCCAGGAUUCUUGUAUGUUUUGUAUAUUUGUAUAUCAAAAGUCAAACCUUGUUGCUUUUAUAGGCUGUCUUACUUUGUUUUAGUGCUGCCUAAUUAAUUCUUAAUUAGUUACAUAGCGCUACAUUCAUCGCACCACCUAUGGGCACAGCACCUUUGGACCACCCAUCAUUUUUAAUAUUUUAACAUUAUGUUAGAAGGAGGUGGUGGCAGAGUGGUAAUGUCACAAGUAAUCCAGGUAAUGCUCUAGGAUAUGGUUUCAAAUCCCACUAUGGCAGCUGGUGGAAUUUAAAUUCAGUUAAUAAUUCUGAAAUUGAAAAGAUUUCUCAGUUAUUUUAAGCAUGAAACUGACAUGGAUUAUUGUGAAAACCUACCUGCUUCCCUUUCUGAAGAAGGGUUCAGACCCGAAACGUCAGCUUUCCUGCUCCUAUGAUGCUGCUUGGCCUACUGUGUUCAUCCAGCUCUACACCUUGUUAUCUCUGCUUCCUUUGUGUUGUUUGGGGAGAGAACUCUGCAGUCCUUCCUUGGUCUGACCAAUAGGGCACUCCAGACCCACAGCAAUGUGGUUGAUUCUCAAUUACCCUCAUAGAUAACCUAGCAAGCCAAUCACUUCAGGGGUAAUUAGAGAUGGGCAACAAAUGCUGGCCUUGCUGGCAAUACCGACAUCACAUGAAAGAAUAGAAAAAGCACAUUGGAUGCAGACUUAUAUCAAAUUAUUUUUCAAAAUCUAUCAUUGUAUUGAUCGAAAAAUUGGUCAAUUUACUCUGAAGAAGUGGUCUUGCCAUUGAAUUCAUAAACCUCUUCAGCUUUCCAAAGCUAAAAAAAGGACCUGAAGUAAAACAACUCUUGGCCAGAAUCAAUCUAGUUCACUAUAGUUGCCUGUCUAUCACAGAAUAGUGUUCAGAAUUCAAAACUCUUUGGCCUGCACAAACAUGUUUGGUGUGGGUAUUUGGGGUGUUAUACAGGUUUAGAGCUCUUACAAGGUACAUUUGAAGGCAAAUGAGAUCUUGUUCUGUUCUUGCCAUUGUGACAGUGGCUAAUUCUGAAUCUAUAUGUUGAAGUAGACAAAUAUAUUACUCUCCAGAACAAAAAUUCCUAGUUUCAAUAAGGCUCCCUAUGAAUGCCAUUUGUAGCUGGUGCGAAAAGUAGAAAGAAAGCUGACCUCAGCAACUCAUAUUCCGCUUGGGAACCCUGCA
Rhincodon typus (whale shark) is the source of this 3506-nucleotide messenger RNA. RefSeq names its product caspase recruitment domain family, member 19 (gene card19). Bases 1 to 609 code for a protein of 202 amino acids. Gene Ontology annotation, cellular component: mitochondrion. NCBI's taxonomy places the organism in Eukaryota, Metazoa, Chordata, Chondrichthyes, Orectolobiformes, Rhincodontidae. The record is from RefSeq and is a predicted model, not a curated record. Gene Ontology annotation, biological process: regulation of apoptotic process. The transcript has 9 exons.